AUGUACUUUGUCACCGAUCCUGCGCUCGAAGAGAUUCAAGCACGUCUAAAUACCCCUCGGGUUCAAGCUGUCACCAGGGCUAGCAGAAUUCCUGGGUUCAGGACGCCUGUUUACAUGGUUACGGGUCUUAUGAUUGCGAAAGGACUCACCGUUGACAUGGAAAAUAACAAGCGCCGCAAUGGAGAGAUUGAGAUAAGCGGAAAUGCUCCUUCGCCGAUUGCUCAGGUUGGGGCUGGGGUUAAUCUGGCCAAAUCUACCAACGCCGAAGAAGCGGAUAAUUGGCGGGCGGGUGAGGAUGUUGUGUUCGCAUACCAGCUUCUUAAAAUAGAGGUCAAGGGCUGGAAAGGGGAUAAGGUUGAAUACGAUGAGCUGAAACACAAAGUUGCCUACCUGAAUCAGGAUGAUGAAGAGGAGACGGACGAGGAGAAGGAUGGUGUGGAAGUGGUCCUCAUUAGCCCGGCGAACACGGACACUUUGCACAGCGAUCAUGACAUAGGGCACAUGACUGUGACAGAGGUUGGAGAAGGAGAAACUCGGUUCAGAUGUAUUUCUUCAACACGAAAGUAG
Molecule: messenger RNA, 567 nt
Organism: Penicillium canariense
Lineage: Eukaryota; Fungi; Ascomycota; Eurotiomycetes; Eurotiales; Aspergillaceae
Exons: 1
Coding region: 1-567 (188 amino acids)
Source: RefSeq, a predicted model, not a curated record